UAUCCGUUCUCUAGGCACUUCAGAUUCCUUAUACAACUACAUCAUGCCUACCUGUUAUUCUCUCUCUCUCCUCCUUUCUUUGCCAACCAUUUAUGCUAUUUUUCUUUUACUUUAUAUCCUCCCAGUUCUAUUAAAGUGUUGCCUUUUUCUUCUUUUUCAUCAAUACCCAUUAGCCCGAUUUGUAAAAUAUAAGAGUGAGAGGAAUAGAACGUUAGCUGCUGUUGCUAGAGCUUCUGAAAUGACUAUUACGGAGAUGAGGGAAGAGGAAAAUCCUCCCUUGAUUGAUCCUGGGAACGACUCCAAGCAUCGUCGUAUUGCUCUUUUUGUUGAGCCUUCUCCUUUCUCAUAUGUGUCAGGGUAUAAGAACAGGUUCCAGAAUUUUAUAAGAUAUUUAAGGGAAAUGGGAGAUGAGGUAAUGGUUGUAACAACACAUGAAGGGGUACCACAAGAGUUCUACGGGGCCAAGUUGGUUGGAUCAAGAAGCUUCCCCUGUCCUUGGUAUCAGAAUGUGCCCCUUUCUUUGGCUCUAAGUCCAAGAAUAAUCUCAGAAGUUUCCCAGUUUAAGCCUGAUAUAAUACAUGCCUCUUCACCUGGGAUCAUGGUUUUUGGUGCUCUCGCUAUUGCAAAACUACUCUCUGUACCCAUAGUGAUGUCAUAUCACACCCAUGUUCCAGUAUAUAUCCCAAGAUACACAUUUAGUUGGUUGGUUAAACCUAUGUGGUUAAUAAUAAAAUUUCUUCACAGAGCAGCUGAUCUCACACUGGUUCCAUCAGCUGCAAUUGCGAGGGAUCUCCAAGAAGCUAAGGUAACUUCAGCUAAUAAGAUUCGCCUUUGGAACAAGGGUGUGGAUUCUGAAAGUUUCCACCCUCGAUAUUGCUCUCAUGAAAUGCGAUUAAGAUUGAGCAAUGGUGAACCAGAAAAACCACUAAUAAUUCAUGUUGGACGUGUUGGAGUUGAGAAGAGCUUAGAUUUCCUCAAAAGUGUUAUGGACAGGCUUCCAGAAGCAAGAAUUGCUUUUAUUGGGGAUGGACCGUACAGGGAAGAGCUAGAAAAAUUGUUUACAGGCAUGCCUGCAGUUUUUACAGGGAUGUUUCAAGGUGAAGAGCUGUCUGAGGCAUAUGCAAGUGGGGAUGUGUUUGUGAUGCCUUCGGAGUCGGAGACGCUCGGACUUGUUGUUUUGGAGGCCAUGUCAUCAGGAAUCCCGGUGGUAGGUGCUCGUGCUGGGGGAAUCCCGGAUAUAAUUCCUGCAGAGCAGGAGGGCAAAACCGGCUUUCUCUUUACGCCUGGAGAUAUUGAGGACUGCAUGAGCAAACUGGUGCCCCUGUUACAAAAUAAGGAACUGAGAGAAACCAUAGGCAAAGCUGCACGUGAAGAAAUGGAGAAGUAUGAUUGGAAAGCAGCCACUAAAACGAUACGCAAUGAACAGUACGAAGCUGCCAUUUGGUUUUGGAGGAAGAAGAGAGCUGAGGCACUGGGACCUCUGCAGUGGCUUACAAAACGCCUUUUCCCAUCCCCAGCAAUCAACUUUAGGUGAUUUAGAUAUAUGAUAUAGAUUUGGUCAGUAGAAUUUUAAGGAAUUAGCAUGUUGAUAGGGAUUGUGAACUUGUUCAGGGCUUCAAAGAGGCUCUUCUAUGGAGUGUGUGUGUGUGUGUGUUUUUUUUUUUUUUUGCCUUAGCAAUAUGUUAAUUUGUUGCACACUAUGGGCUUGAAAUGAUCUAUUUGAAAAUAUUGGAAUAAAACAGAAUGGUUGUUUCA
Gossypium raimondii (Peruvian cotton) is the source of this 1755-nucleotide messenger RNA. RefSeq names its product sulfoquinovosyl transferase SQD2. The record is from RefSeq and is a predicted model, not a curated record. Bases 44 to 1534 code for a protein of 496 amino acids. The transcript is spliced from 11 exons. Gene Ontology annotation, molecular function: UDP-sulfoquinovose:DAG sulfoquinovosyltransferase activity. Gene Ontology annotation, cellular component: chloroplast envelope. Gene Ontology annotation, biological process: glycolipid biosynthetic process; sulfolipid biosynthetic process. Lineage: Eukaryota; Viridiplantae; Streptophyta; Magnoliopsida; Malvales; Malvaceae.